This is a messenger RNA of Clunio marinus, 4414 nucleotides long. The record is from the annotation of a GenBank genome assembly. NCBI's taxonomy places the organism in Eukaryota, Metazoa, Arthropoda, Insecta, Diptera, Chironomidae.
AAAUUGUCAAUAAUGAAAUAGAAAUAUAAAAUUUAAAGUUUUUUGAGGUUUCUGUGAUAUAAAAAGUUGUCUUAAAUCAGUUUUCUUCGCCAAAGUUGACAAGUUUAUACCUAAGAUUAAUAAUUAGUGAAACUCAAACAACGUCAUGGAAAACUUUUGUCAUUUCAUAAGUGAUUUUCAGGUUCAUAUAAAUAUGGCACAAGAGCAGAGUAUGAGAGUCUUUCGCCAAGCUAGCGACGAUGCCAGAGAGAUGGCUAUGAGAGUCAUUCAUGAUCCAGGAUUAAAUCAAAAUCUCAAUCAAAUUAAAGGACAAGCUGAAGCAGUUUUUAGAACGUUUCUGGAUGUGAUAGGAAGAAUCAAGGAUGCAUUAAGAACACAAACAAUGCUUGAUCAGUUGGAACAAAUCUUCAGAGAUGAAAUUUCUAGAAACAACACAUAUUUUGUUCUUCUUGGACUUGGCCUCGGUACAGCUGGUGGCUGCGUAAUCGGAAUGUGGUUGGCCAGAAAAAAUAUUGCAAAUCCAAUAAUGAACUCAGUUGCAUGCGUUUCAUAUUAUGGUCCUGACAAUGUAACUUUAUCUAAGACAAAUCUUCCUCAUUUAACAUCGACAUCUGACAUUCUUGUACGAGUUAGAGCAGUGGCAAUCAGUCGACUUGAUGUUGCAAUAUCUCAAGGAUAUGGAAGAACAUUGAGAAGAAUUCUUCAAAAUUAUCAUGCAGGAAAUCCUGAACUUCCUUUAGUCAUAGGACGAUCGUGUUCUGGAGUGGUGGAGAAUGUUGGAAAAGAUGCAAAAUGUGGACUUGAAAUAGGCGAUGAAGUUUGGCUUGCUUCAUCUUCUUAUGAGUUUGGUUUAGCAUCGCAAUUAGUUGUGACGAACGAAACAAGAGUUUCUAGGAAACCUGUCCUGAUAGGGUUUGAAGGUGCUGCAAGUCUACCUUAUGAUGGUUGCAUGGCAAUUCAUGCGUUGAAACAAGCAAAGUUGAAUGAAAAUACUUCGAUGGGAAAGAAGAUUUUUAUUCAAGAUGGAUGUUCACCGGUUGGAUGUAUUUUGAUGCAAUUGUUGAAGAAGUGGGGCGGAUAUAUUGUGGUGACAUGUCAUCAAAGAUCCGCUCCUGUAGUUAAUGCUCUUGGAGAACGAGGAGCUGAUGAAAUCAUAACAUUCUCGAAUGAUAGUUUCGAAGCCAAUUUUUACGAGAAAAAUAUUGAACAGUCUUCGUUUCUUAACGAAUUGCUUAGCAGAAAUGAUAAAUAUGAUGUCGUGUUCUUCACAACACAUCUCAACUACAAUACUGAUUUUAUCACGAAAUUCUUGAGUCCUAAUGGAAUUGUCAUCCAUGCAACUGAGAAAUAUUUACCUUCUGACAAUUACAAUUUAAUUAUGCGAACGCUUCUUAAGGCGUAUAUUGUUUUUAAGAAAAUUGGUUGUAGAUUAAUUAAUGUAGAGCCAUCGUGGACCGAUGAACCACAUCUUUGCCAUAACAAUCUUGAACUUCUAGCGAGUUAUGUUAACGACGAAAUGUUAAACACUGUGGUCGAUCAAGUUUACAAUCCUCAGGAAGCAGAACGUGCAAUUGCUCAUGUGAUAAAAGAAGAUUAUGAGUUGAUAUAUGGUGAAGAAUUAGAAAUGCUCAAUGAAUUUGAUGAAGAAACUUCAAUCCCGGUAAUAAAUGAUAGCAAUAAAAAAGCAGGCCCGAUUGUUUCAACUCAAAAAACAUGUGCCUCUAAUAAGAAUGCUACUCUUUUGAGUAGCCCGGCACUUUCACAAAUCUCCACCGAUGGUUUCUGUUUAACAUCUUCUCUUCAACCUCGUAAACAGAAGUUUACAUCAACACCGUUUUUAGAGAAGAUGAAAACACUUCAAACAUUAGAAGAAGAUACAGAAAAUGAUCCCCAUAAUUAUGAAGCUAAUCAAAACAAACGGAAGAAGAGACAACGUCUUGAAGAUUUGUUUGGUGAUAUUUAUGACAUUGAUGUUGAUGAUGUUUAUGCGAAAAAGAUAAAAACAGAAGAGGAACGAGAUCUUGAAACAAUUCAACGAAUCUUGGAAGCUCGUCAGAACUUUGACAAACUCGUCAAUCCAUCAAAAAAGCCACAUUUUUAUCGUUUGGAAGCUUUACAUAAAUUCAAAAGUCAAAAUUUAUCGAAAACUAUUCCAAAAUUUUCGUUUUCAACAAUUUCAAAUGAUGAGAAACGAAUUUACGUUCGCACUCACAAUGAAGAAUUUGAAGAGAAAAUGUUGUCAGAAAUUAAACUUUUCGAUGGUGGCUUAAAAAACUUACUUGGGAAUGAACGAGAAAACAUCUGGCAAGAGGCGAAUCAAAUAAUUUCCAAAGCUUAUAAUGAAAAUCAAGAUAUUUUGGAAAUUCUUCCCGAAAUUCAUCGACAAAAUGAUUCUGUGGAUUUGCUCGUGGAUAAAUAUCAACCGAGAAAGUACGUCGAUUUAUUGUCUGAUGAAUUCACAAAUCGUUCUUUGUUACAAUGGCUGAAGCUGUGGGAUAAAAUCGUUUACAAACGAGACGUUGUGAAGAAGACUUUCAAGCCUGGUCAGCUGAAUAGUUUCAAUAAGAAAACAGGAAGAUUUGUGCAGAACGGAGGUUGGUCGAGAAAACAAAAAGCGACUCUCAACACUGAACUUGAUGCUAAUCAUGUUCCUGUGCAAAAAAUUGCUUUGAUUGUGGGUAAACCUGGUUUAGGAAAGACGACUCUUGCUCAUGUUAUUGCUCGUCAUGCUGGUUAUGACAUUCGUGAGAUGAACGCGUCUGAUGAUUGCACUGUUGAUAAUUUUCGACAAGCGCUCGAGAAUGGAACACAAAUGACUUCAGUUCUGAAUCGCGACAAUCGACCAAAUUGCAUUAUUCUUGAUGAGAUUGAUGGAGCUCCACUGCCAUCAAUUGAAUUCUUAAUUCGCUUCGUUUCUGGUCAAGUCGUGGAGAAGUCAAAGAAAGGUAAAAACAACAAGAAAUUCAUCUUAAAACGUCCAAUAAUUUGCAUUUGCAACGACAUGUACGGUGCAAACAUGAGAAAUCUUCGUCAAAUUGCUUUUGUCUUGAAUAUUAAUCAAAUUGACAGUUCAAGAUUAGCUGAUCGUUUACUCCACAUUGCACGGAAAGAAAAAGUUGAAAGUGAUUUGACGACAAUGUUGGCUUUAUGUGAGAAAACUGGAAGUGACAUCCGCUCAUGUAUUUCGAUGAUUCAGUUCUUCAGCUGCUCUAAGAAGCCAUUAACAUUACUCGAUGUCACGAAAAGCAACAUUGGAGAAAAAGAUCAACACAAAUCCAUCUUCAAUAUUUGGUCUUCUAUUUUUCAAAUUCAACGAAACCGAAAAUUCAUUCAAACUUCAAAUGAACAGAAGCAAGAAAUGGUUGGAAUGAGUGAAAUUUCAGACAGAACAAGAAUGGAUCACGUUUUGAAAACUGUUCAUAGUUCAUCUGAAUACGAUCGACUGAUUCAAGGCGUUCAUGAGAAUUUCUUGACUCAGAAAAUUUCAGAUCAAACCAUGUCGACAGUUGUUGAAGCUCAUAAUUGGUUUUGCUUUAACGAUCACAUUCAAAGUAAAAUUAAUAAUAUUCAAAAUUAUUCAAUUUAUUCUUAUCUUGCUUAUGGAUUUGUCGGUUGGCAUUUUCUAUUCGCAACGUUAACAUAUCCACAAAUCCAUUUUCCUCAUAAAAGUUAUGAAAUAUCGCAGAAAAAAGCGUCAACAAAAAUGAUUUUUGGAACCUUCAAAAAAGGAAUUUCAUCUAAUCUUGUUGGAAUUGGAAAAGGAAUUGAAGUGAUGUUGGAUUCGAUCAGUUUAUUAAAGAUUAUUAUAAGUCCGGAAGUUCGAUCAGUUUCGAUGCAUUUGCUGUCGGAGAAGGAGAAGCUCGACAUAAAGCACACUGUUGAGGUCAUCGCUGACUUAGGACUUUCAUUCAUUCAACUGCAAACUGCUGAUGGCGCUUACACAUAUCGCAUUGAUCCCGACAUUGAAUAUCUUGGUGAAACCUUUUCAGAGAAACAAUUUGGAAAAAUGAGUUAUUGGAGCAAGCAAGCAAUCGCAAGAGAAGUUGAAAUAGAAAAAAUGAGACGAGCCAAGCCUAAAGUUAAGAAAGUUCAAGCAGAAGUUUCAUUAGAAGGAACUUCUGAUAAGAUUUCUGAGACUCCAAAAACGCUGCCAAAUCAUUUGCAACGUCUCAUCCCUAAAGACAUUAAAGUUGCAAAGCCAAUUAAAACGGUCUCCAAAGACUUUUUUGGACGCAUUACAUCAAAGCCAUCCAUUGCAGCACAAGAAUGCGACGAAAACUCACCCGACGUCUUUAUUAAAAGUCCAAUUUGGUACAAAUUUAAAGAAGGUUUCAACAAUGCUGUAAGAACUGAUUUGACAAUUUCUGAUUUGUUGUAAUUUCGUUCAAUAAAGAUUUUUGUCUUUAAAUUUAAG